This is a messenger RNA of Eupeodes corollae, 1104 nucleotides long. RefSeq lists its product as uncharacterized. The record is from RefSeq and is a predicted model, not a curated record. NCBI's taxonomy places the organism in Eukaryota, Metazoa, Arthropoda, Insecta, Diptera, Syrphidae. The coding region runs from base 128 to 1003 and encodes 291 amino acids. The transcript has 3 exons.
AUGUCAAGCAUCCAACUUCAUUUUUCGUCGUGAAUGGCGUUAUUUCCAUUUGUUAUUGUUUAUCUUAAUUCUAUAUUCUUUAAUUUCAUAAAUUAAUUAAUACUGAGAGAAGAAAACACAAUUCAAAAUGACGAAAAGAAAUCUUUGGGGCUACGAGGAGACUCUAACCUUAAUUUCGAUUAUCGAGGAAAAGGAAUGCCUUCAGAAACUCGAAGAGAAAAAGUACAAAACCAAUCAAAUUUACCAAUUAAUUGAACAAGAAAUGUUUGCUCGUGGAUAUUAUGAUAAAAAUGCCAAACAAAUGGAAUUUCGGUGGCAAAAUUUGAAGAAAAUAUUCUACAAAGAUCGCAAGACAAUCGAGGCCGGCGACAAGGAUCACAAAGUGUCACCAUACUAUGACCAAGUGGAAGCUGUUUUAUCCAAUCGAACGAAAGUCAAGAAAAAAGAAAAUGUUGAAAUGAGUACGCUGUCAGUGAAUCCAAUAAAUACCAUUGAUAAUGGACAUUUUUCAACGGAUGAAGACGAAGAACGCGUAAUAGAGCACGACAUUGAGCUAGAUCUCCCCAAGACAGAAAUGCCCACCUUCGAGGAGUGUUUUCCAAGUCUACCAACCCCUAAACCGCGAAUAGAUCUGAAGAGGCCCCGCGAGAUAGACAGUGUUUCGAAAAUCGAUGCCUUCCAAGAGAAAAUCAAAAAGGUUACCAGAGAGCUGAACGAAGAUCUAUUUAGGAAACAAAAAGAGCUGAUUGAAUACGAGUUCAGAUUGUUCGCCAACUAUACCACGGGGCGAGACGAGAAAUUCAAGGAUAUCAUGUCGCAAAACACGCAAACCUUCCUCAGUGGCAUUCGAGAUCUACUGCAAGAGAACAACAAUAAUUCGAAGGUCAAAUCAAUCAACCACCCGAAAUCCAGGCUAUCAGAAGCAAGGCAAGUCGAAUCAAUCGAAGAUCAUAAUAUCAAACAAUUCUUUCAAAGUUGGGAUCAGGAAGCGAACAGAAAAUAAUCAUAAUAACUUUUAAAUUCUUGGGAACUGUUUUUUUGUUUCGUUUGUGUACUUUUUUCUUUAUAUUUACUUCAACAAUAAACAAGAUAGAUUUUGAUUUA